This is a messenger RNA of Condylura cristata (star-nosed mole), 1934 nucleotides long. It is a transcript of the gene GALNT6, whose product is annotated as polypeptide N-acetylgalactosaminyltransferase 6. NCBI's taxonomy places the organism in Eukaryota, Metazoa, Chordata, Mammalia, Eulipotyphla, Talpidae. The record is from RefSeq and is a predicted model, not a curated record. Gene Ontology annotation, cellular component: Golgi apparatus. The coding region runs from base 2 to 1870 and encodes 622 amino acids. The transcript has 10 exons.
GAUGAGGCUUCUGGGCAGACGCCACAUGCGCCUACGCCUGGCUGCAGUGGGCAGCACCUUCUUGUUCUUCGUCUUCAUCCUGCAGAGGGAUGCGAGCAGCAGGGAGCAGGCCACAGAGAAGCCGUGGCUGAAGUCCUUGGUGAACCAGAAAGACCACGUCCUGGAUCUCAUGUUGGGGGCAGUGAACAACCUGAGAGACUCGAUGCCCAAGUUCCAGAUCAGGGCUCCAGACCCCCAGGGGACCCCAGUCUCCAUGAACCAGUCCUGUCUCCCCGGGUUCUAUACCUCGGCUGAGCUGAAGCCCUUCUGGGAGCGGCCGCCACAGGACCCCAACAGCCCUGGGGCGGAUGGGAAGGCAUUUCAGAAGACUGAGUGGACCCCCUUGGAGACCCAAGAAAAGGAAAAGGGCUACAAGAAGCACUGCUUCAACGCCUUUGCCAGUGACCGCAUCUCCCUGCAGAGGGCCCUGGGGCCAGACACCCGGCCGCCUGAAUGUAUUGACCGGAAGUUCCGGCGCUGCCCCCCACUCCCCACCACCAGUGUCAUCAUCGUGUUCCACAACGAGGCCUGGUCCACGCUGCUGCGCACGGUGUACAGUGUCCUACACACCACCCCCGCCAUCCUGCUGAGGGAGAUCAUACUGGUGGACGACGCCAGCACGGAGGAGUACCUGAAGGAGACCCUGGAGCAGUACGUGAAGCAGCUGCAGGUGGUGAGGGUGGUGCGGCAGCAGGAGCGGAAGGGGCUGAUCACCGCCCGGCUCCUGGGGGCCAGCGUGGCCCAGGCAGAGGUCCUCACCUUCUUGGAUGCCCACUGCGAGUGCUUCCACGGCUGGCUGGAGCCCCUUCUCGCUCGGAUCGCCGAGGAUGAGACCGCGGUGGUGAGCCCAGACAUCGUCACCAUCAACCUGAACACGUUUGAGUUCUCCAAGCCGGUCCCUGCAGGCAGAGUGCACAGCCGCGGGAACUUUGACUGGAGUCUGACCUUUGGCUGGGAGACUCUGCCUCCACAUGAGAAUGAGAGGCGCAAGGAUGAGACCUACCCCAUCAAGUCCCCGACGUUUGCUGGUGGUCUCUUCUCCAUCUCCAAGUCCUACUUUGAGCACAUCGGUACCUAUGAUAAUCAGAUGGAGAUCUGGGGAGGGGAGAACGUGGAAAUGUCCUUCCGGGUGUGGCAAUGUGGGGGCCAGCUGGAGAUCAUCCCCUGCUCUGUGGUGGGCCAUGUGUUCCGUACCAAGAGCCCCCACACCUUCCCUAAGGGCACCAGUGUCAUCACUCGCAACCAAGUACGCCUGGCUGAGGUCUGGAUGGAUGACUACAAGGAGCUUUUCUACCGGAGAAACCUGCAGGCAGCAAAGAUGGCCAAAGAGAAAUCCUUUGGUGACAUUUCGGAACGACUCGAGCUGAAGGAUCGGCUCCACUGCCGCAACUUUUCCUGGUUCCUGAACAACAUCUACCCGGAGAUGUUCAUUCCUGACCUGAAACCCACCUUCUACGGCUCUAUCAGGAAUCUGGGGGUGAACCAAUGCCUGGACGUGGGUGAGAACAACCUCGGAGGGAAGCCGCUCAUCCUGUACAGCUGCCACGGCCUGGGUGGCAACCAGUACUUUGAGUACACAACCCAGAGGGAACUUCGCCACAACAUCGCCAAGCAGCUGUGUGUCUACGCCGGCGCCUCCAGCCUGGGCCUCAGGAGCUGUCACUUCGUUGGCAGAAACAGCCAAGUCCCCAAGGAUGAGGAGUGGGAACUGACCCAGGACCAGCUCCUCAGGAGCGCUGGAUCCGGUACCUGCCUGACAUCUGUGAACCAAGUGCCAGCCAUGGCCCCCUGCAACCCCAGUGACUCCCACCAGCACUGGCUCUUCGUCUAGGCCCAGUCAGAGGCAGCUCUUAGGCCUAAGGGCUGAUUUCUGAACUCAGUGACUGAAGGCAGGA